Messenger RNA from Alosa sapidissima (American shad), 1683 nucleotides. It is a transcript of the gene pnp4a, whose product is annotated as purine nucleoside phosphorylase 4a. The transcript is spliced from 6 exons. NCBI's taxonomy places the organism in Eukaryota, Metazoa, Chordata, Actinopteri, Clupeiformes, Clupeidae. Gene Ontology annotation, biological process: nucleoside metabolic process. Bases 96 to 971 code for a protein of 291 amino acids. Gene Ontology annotation, cellular component: cytoplasm. Gene Ontology annotation, molecular function: purine-nucleoside phosphorylase activity. The record is from RefSeq and is a predicted model, not a curated record.
UUUCCCCAUCCAUCCAGCUGUUUGGAUCCCUCAGCAUCCACAACUUUUGGCUAAACAACUUUUGGUCAGGAUCAAAGAACCCUCAGAAGUGAAACAUGCAUAGUAAAGAUCAGAUUUGUUAUGAAGACUACCAGCAGACAGCCGACUGGCUGCUCUCCCAGACGCAGCACCGGCCUAAAGUGGCCAUCAUCUGCGGCUCAGGGCUGGGCUUGCUGGCAGACGCCCUCAAGUGCCAGGACUCUUUCAAGUAUGCAGACAUCCCAGGUUUUCCACAGAGUACAGUGCAGGGACAUGCUGGCAGACUGGUGUUUGGGGAGCUCAAAGGGAAGACGUGUGUGUGUAUGCAGGGCCGAUUCCACAUGUAUGAAGGACACUCGCUGUGCAAGGUGACCUUUCCUAUCAGGGUGUUCAAGCUCCUGGGCGUGGAGACUGUGAUUGUCACGAAUGCGGCUGGCUCGCUGAAUGACACCUACCACUGUGGCGACAUCAUGGUCAUCAAGGACCACAUCAAUUUCCCGGGUUUGGCUGGGCUGAACCCUCUAAAUGGACCCAACGAGGAGAAAUUCGGCCCUCGGUUCCCUGCCAUGUCAGGGAUUUAUGACAAGCACCUGCGGCGCCUGGCCUUCGACAUCUGCAAGAGCAUGGGCUACGCGCAGUUUGUGCAGGAGGGCGUCUAUUGCAUGGUGGGAGGGCCAAACUUCGAGAGCAUCGCAGAGGCUCGCCUUUUGCACAAGCUUGGCGUGGAUGCUGUUGGCAUGAGCACAGCCCCGGAGGUUCUGGUGGCUGGACACUGCGGCAUGAGGGUUUUUGGACUGUCCCUCAUCACCAACAAGGUGGUGAAGUGCUAUGACGAUACGGAGGCCGUCAACCACGAGAGUGUCCUGGAGGUCGGUAAGAUGCGCUCAGAGACCCUACAGACUCUGGUCACAGAGUUGGUGGGUCGCAUGGACAUCAACAACAACACUGCGUAAUGCCAGCAUCCUCAUCAUCAUCAUUAUCAUCAUCAUCACCAUCAACAACAACAAUACUGCAUGAUGCCAGCAUCAUCAUCAUCAACAUCAACAACAACAACAACAUCAACAAGAAAACAGACAAAGGUGACAGAACACUGCCUGGCCUGUUAACAGUUCAUGCCACAAUAUUUGCAGCUAUUCAAUAUUGUCACAGAUUGUUAUGUGGUGCAAACAACAAGUGCAUUGUUGACUGUAUAAAUGUAAUUGUAGAAGUCAAUUUCAAUAACACAACCUGUGUCUUGUAUUAUUGUGCUGUCAUAAGAUUGAAUGGUAAGGUUUUCUAGUGAUUGAAAUAAUUACAAAUCCUUUUUACAUGGUACAUGGUCCUCCUCAGAAAAUGUGAAAGUAAGCAACAGUGGAAAAUAAUAAGGUGCACAUUUUUUUAAAGAAAAAUCUUGUUUAUAUAAUAUGUAGGCCUACUCAAGUUUACAACAGAAAAUUAUACUAGCCUAUAUAACUUAUAACAGUUUCAGAUUAUCCUGUAUUUGUUAAUACAUUCAUGGCACUUAAAUCUGAAGAUUAAUAUAAACUGUAUGGUCUGUGCUUGUAUAUAAGAUUGGAUUUAAUGGUGCUUUAUGCAACAUUUUUGGUGCAAUCUGAUUUUUACCUGUAAGUAAAUGUACAUUAUUAUUCAUGCAAUUAUUCUCAGAGCUUAUUUUGUAUGAAAUAA